Messenger RNA from Emericellopsis cladophorae, 1767 nucleotides. Its product is annotated as Adenosine deaminase-like protein. Gene Ontology annotation, biological process: adenosine catabolic process; inosine biosynthetic process. NCBI's taxonomy places the organism in Eukaryota, Fungi, Ascomycota, Sordariomycetes, Hypocreales, Bionectriaceae. Bases 1 to 1767 code for a protein of 588 amino acids. The transcript is spliced from 2 exons. Gene Ontology annotation, molecular function: adenosine deaminase activity. The record is from RefSeq and is a predicted model, not a curated record.
AUGUCCGACGAUCUCUGGGCCGAAUGGUCCAAGGACAUCCCCAAGCCCACGGACCCUUUCCUUCAGCAGUACUUUGCCGGCCGCACGAACCUCAUCCACACCGAACAAAAGACCCGAUCCGACGCGUCGUUCCGCACGAACCUGUCGCCCAUUGCCCGUCGCGCGUGCACCAUUGUCGAGCGCAUCAAGCUCGAGGAGAAGCAGACGAUAUGGACGCCCAAUUUCGAGGAGACCUUGGCGCAGGGGACCGAUCGCACCCUGUUCCCGGGGAUGAUGUUCAUGCUGGCCAAGGAGCGGAUGGAGGGCACCAAGCUCUGGAACAUUGUGCGCCGGAUGCCAAAGGGCGCGCUGCUGCACGCGCAUAUGGACGCCAUGGUGGACUUUGACUACCUUAUCGACGAGCUCCUCAAACUGGAGGGGAUGCACAUGGCCAGUGACCGCCCGCUGACGACGCCCCAGGCCAAGGAGGAUGCCGACAUUCAGUUCCGGUACAGGGCCCAGGCGAGGACGGAGGGCAACAUGUGGGACGACAGCUAUGAAAAGGGCAGCUUCCUCCUCUUGUCCCAGGUGGCGGACCAGUACCCCGACGGGGGGCGGGAGGGCUACGCCAAGUGGCUCAAGAGUCGAUGCACGCUGCACCUCGAGGACAGCACGAAUCAGCAUCAUGGCAUUGACGCCAUCUGGCGCAAGUUUGGCAAGUGCUUCAUCGUCGUGGCGACGAUUCUUCACUACGAGCCCAUGUGGCGGCUCUUUUUGCGGCGGCUCAUGUCCAUGCUGAUGGAGGAUGGUGUCACUUGGGCCGAGCUACGCUUCACGUGGCCCCUCGACUACUGCCGCGCCAAGCACGAGGAACCAGAGCAGGACUACAUGAACAUGUUCGACGUCCUCCAGGAGGAGAUGGACCGCUUCAAAGCGUCGCCCGAAGGCCAGGGCUUCUGGGGCCUCACUACCAUAUGGACCAGUCUCCGCAGCCAGCCGACGCGGUCCAUCAUUGAGAACAUGGACAACUGCAUCACCACCAAGAUGGCCUUCCCCCACCUCAUCGCCGGCUACGACCUCGUGGGGCCCGAGGACUUUGGGCGUCCGCUCAAGGAUCUCCUGCCGGAGCUCAUGUGGUUCAAGAAGCAGUGCGCCAUGGAAAAGGUCAACCUGCCCUUCUUCUUCCACGCGGGCGAGACCCUCGGCGACGGCUCCGACACGGACCAGAACCUCUACGACGCCAUCCUACUGGGCACGCGCCGCAUCGGACACGCCUACAGCCUGUACAAGCACCCGCUGCUCAUCGACAUGGUCAAGGAGAAGCGCAUCCUCGUCGAGUCGUGCCCCAUCUCCAACGAGGUCCUACGGCUCUGCUCGUCCAUCAGCGCGCAUCCCCUCCCGGCCCUGCUCGCGCGAGGCGUGGCGUGCUCCCUCUGCAACGACGACCCGGCCAUGCUCGGGCAGGACACGACGGGCAUGUCGCACGACUACUGGCAGGCUCUCCAGGGGUGGGACAACCUCGGUCUGGCCGGCUUGGGCAGUCUCGCCGAGAACAGCAUCCGGUGGGCUGCGUUCGAGGAGCAGACCCAGGAGCAGUGGGUCAAGGGUGUUCGGGAGGCGAGCGUCGGCCAGGGUGUCAAGGCGGACCGUAUCCGCGCGUGGCAAGUCGAGUGGGAGAAGUACUGCCUGUGGAUCGUCGAGGAGUUUGGGGAGGAGUAUGACCCGGACGCGGACACGGCUGAGCCGGCAGCGGAGGCUCCGUCUACCGCGGAAGCUGGGCCAGCAUGA